AGGCGAUGGGACCCAGCAGCGGAAAGUAGCAGUAAGCUGUGGCGUCAUCUGGAGCAGCACCUUACCGGUACUGUGCUGCCUCACCUGCCUCGCUCUGCGUUGUCCUCAGGCCCGGCCAUGGAGCGCCAGGUCCAACGGCUUCGCCAGGCGUUCCGGUCCGGCCGAUCGCGGCCGCUGAGCUUCCGAUUGCAGCAGCUCGAGGCCCUGCGGAGGAUGGUGCAAGAGCGCGAGAAGGACAUCCUAGUAGCCAUCGCGGCGGACUUGAGCAAAAGUGAACUCAAUGCAUACAGUCAUGAAGUCAUUACCAUCCUUGGGGAGAUUGAUUUUAUGCUGGGGAAUCUUCCGGAAUUGGCUUCUGCUCGACCGGCUAAGAAGAACAUGCUUACCAUGAUGGAUGAGGCCUAUGUCCAGCCAGAGCCUCUGGGAGUCGUCCUGAUUAUUGGAGCUUGGAACUACCCUUUCGUUCUGACCAUGCAGCCGCUGGUGGGAGCCAUUGCUGCAGGAAAUGCUGCCAUUGUUAAGCCCUCGGAACUCAGUGAAAACACCGCCAAGAUCUUGGCUGAACUCCUCCCUCAGUAUUUAGACCAGGACCUGUACGCGAUUAUUAAUGGCGGUGUUGAGGAAACCACGGAGCUUCUGAGGCAGCGGUUUGAUCACAUUCUCUACACAGGAAACACUGCAGUUGGAAAAAUUGUCAUGGAAGCUGCUGCCAAACAUCUGACCCCUGUGACCCUGGAACUCGGGGGGAAAAGCCCAUGUUACAUUGACAGAGACUGUGACCUGGACAUUGCUUGCAGACGCAUAACCUGGGGAAAGUACAUGAAUUGUGGUCAAACCUGCAUUGCUCCUGACUAUAUCCUGUGCGAAGCUUCCCUCCAGGAUCAAAUUGUACAGAAGAUUAAGGAUACCGUGAAGGACUUUUAUGGGGAAAAUGUAAAAGCUUCUCCUGACUAUGAAAGAAUCAUCAAUCUUCGUCAUUUUAAGAGGAUACAAAGUUUGCUUGAAGGACAGAAAAUAGCUUUCGGAGGGGAGACUGAUGAGGCUACACGCUACAUAGCCCCAACCAUACUUACUGAUGUUGAUCCUAACUCCAAGGUGAUGCAAGAAGAAAUUUUUGGACCAAUUCUUCCAAUAGUGUCUGUGAAAAAUGUAGACGAAGCCAUAAAUUUCAUAAAUGAUCGUGAGAAGCCCCUGGCACUCUACAUAUUUUCUCAUAACAAUAAGCUCAUCAAACGGGUGAUUGAUGAGACAUCCAGUGGUGGAGUGACAGGCAAUGAUGUCAUCAUGCACUUCACUGUUAAUUCCCUGCCCUUCGGAGGUGUGGGUGCCAGUGGAAUGGGGGCUUAUCAUGGGAAAUACAGUUUUGAUACCUUUUCCCAUCAGCGUCCCUGUUUGCUAAAAGGGUUAAAGGGAGAGAGUGUGAACAAGCUCAGGUACCCUCCCAACAGCGAGUCCAAGGUCAGCUGGGCUAAGUUCUUCCUGCUGAAGCAGUUCAACACAGGAAGGCUGAGGAUGCUGUUGCUUGUGUGCUUAAUUGCGGUCGCAGCUGUGAUUGUCAAGAAAUACCAAGCUGUGCCGAGGGGAAAAGCCAUGUUGGCUUCUCUGAUAGUUCAUAGACUGCGCUGGCCCAGUAAGCACUGAUGAUCAGACCUCAGCUGUCUGUUGAGAGUGAGGACCAACUGUAAUGACUUCCUCAUAGCCUCUACUGAACUACCUUCUACUAAAUGGUUAACAAACCAAUACUUUUAAAAUUGUACCCAAACCAGGAAAUUCACAGAUGUACUGCAAUCAAACCUAAGUUGUUGCCACAAACCGCUAAAGAAGCUCAGUGUUUGAACCAAAUCUCAGCAUUUGUCAGCAGUGCAGGUGCCGAGAGGAUGUAGACUGGGCUGCAGGAGAACACGUCAUGCUAGAUACCAGUCUGUGGCCAUGUGUCAGGGAGACUGGCUAAGCAUCUCUGUACCCCAGCCCAUAGCUCUGCCCACUCCAGUGUCAACACCGCCCAGGCUUUCCAGCUGUCCUCUGCUGUCUGGAUUGCUGAGGUUAGGUCUUCCCAGCUCCUGUUAGGGAUUGAGGUACUAAAACUGGGCAGGUGGGUAUGUCCACCUCAUCCACUGUGGCUUGAGACUGUCCUUCAGGAGUCGGCUCUCCAUCUAAACACCUUUUCUUAUUCAUAGAGCAUCAUCCAAAGUAUACAUGUUUGUGACAGUCCGUUGUGACUGUCCCAGUGCCUUUGUGAUGACCUAAACUACCCUGAGCCUCUUGCCAAGAAGCAGUGCUUUGUUUGUGAAUGCCACUCAUAGCCUCUUGCAGUCACAGCUGUUCCAGAGCCUGGGGCCAGAAGAUUCCUGAGCCCAGGAGUUUGAGGCCAACCUAGGCAACAUGAUGGGAACCCUCCCCCAUUCUCCAUAAAAAUCCCCUCAAGAUCCUCAAGUUGAAUGUUAUGUAGAUCUUCUAGGAUAAAUCUGCUUAUUUUUAUAGCACAAUGCAAGGACAUUUUACUUUUUAAAUCUUAGAGAGAUUUUUACAGAUCUUAAAGCAUGGAGCUGCUCCUGCGGUGAAGAGGGGGUUAUUAGACCCGAGGCUUCGGAACGCAGGGGACAGGGAUUGUUGGAGAAGACUGUGAGCUGAUGAGACACACUGAGGGGUUGGGAUGGCCCCGAGCAAGCGGGGCAUCAUUCUUGUCAGAUCCUAAUGUGGCCAAAGGGGGAUGUGGCAAAGAGAUCCCUGUGAAACUCAGCUUCCUGCUGCCAGGGCCUGGCUGGGCCUGAAGCUCCAAGCUACAGAGCCCUCACUGCCUUCCCGGGAUCCAAAUUAAGACUUGGCCCACUCAGUGAGAAUGUAACUUGUUUAUUGAAUGUACAACCAUGUUUGCUGAGUAAUCUGUUCUGCUGUUGAGGCAUCAACAAAUCAUUGGCCCGUUUAGCAAAUAGUUGCUUAAGUAGCAGUUGUCUAUGGAGUAAUCAUAAAAUAUUUUGCACAAAAUUUCAAUGUUAAUCUUACACUUACUGUUGUUAUAUUAAAUUAUAUAUCAUACCUUCUAGUUAAGCCAAAAUACUUACAUAUUCUACUGAUUUUCAAAAUAAAUGUAUUUCAUAAAUUAA
Arvicanthis niloticus (Nile rat) is the source of this 3104-nucleotide messenger RNA. It is a transcript of the gene Aldh3a2, whose product is annotated as aldehyde dehydrogenase 3 family member A2. Gene Ontology annotation, cellular component: cytoplasm. The record is from RefSeq and is a predicted model, not a curated record. NCBI's taxonomy places the organism in Eukaryota, Metazoa, Chordata, Mammalia, Rodentia, Muridae. Gene Ontology annotation, molecular function: 3-chloroallyl aldehyde dehydrogenase activity; aldehyde dehydrogenase (NAD+) activity. Gene Ontology annotation, biological process: aldehyde metabolic process.